AUGCAAUCUGCUUUAUAUGCUAAAUUUCUGGGAAAAUCACUUCCUCUUGAUCAAGCUAAACUUGCACUAGAUGAUGCUUGGAAAGGCCUUGGUUCAUUUACCAUUUCGGAUUUACCUAAUGGAUUUUACUUCAUUCAUUGUGAAAAUCUUGAAAUGCAGGCUAAGCUUCUGUGGGAUGGUCCUUGGACCAUUGAUGGUAGAAUUCCACAACUUUCUGAAUGGCACGAAUCGUUCCAACCCACCUUCGAGAAGCUUUCGACGAUGGCGGUAUGGAUCCAACUACACCACGUCCCCAUUGAGCUCUGGUAUGGUGAUUUGCUGGAAAACAUUGCUUCUCAUUUUGGGAAAGUCUUGAAAAUUGAUGAUCAUACUCUGAAUCUUUCACGCUCCAAGUAUGCUCGUGUGUGUGUUGAAAUCGAUCUCAAGCUUCCUCUUCAGAAAGGCACCUGGGUUAAAUACGGUGACUACACUGUUUUUGUUAUUGCGCUUUAUAAAAAGUUUCCUGUUUUUUGUUACAGCUGUGGUUGUGUUGGGCACGGGGAAUCCAAGUGUUCCUAUAUUCACAGCCGAAGACCGGUGCCGUCUCAUCAGCCACCUACUGUCUCUUCGGAGUAG
Molecule: messenger RNA, 615 nt
Organism: Dioscorea cayenensis subsp. rotundata (Guinea yam)
Lineage: Eukaryota; Viridiplantae; Streptophyta; Magnoliopsida; Dioscoreales; Dioscoreaceae
Exons: 1
Coding region: 1-615 (204 amino acids)
Source: RefSeq, a predicted model, not a curated record